Messenger RNA from Eimeria necatrix, 627 nucleotides. RefSeq names its product Chromosome II, complete genome, related. The record is from RefSeq and is a predicted model, not a curated record. The transcript has 4 exons. The coding region runs from base 1 to 627 and encodes 208 amino acids. Lineage: Eukaryota; Apicomplexa; Conoidasida; Eucoccidiorida; Eimeriidae.
AUGUUGCCCUGCCUUCUUGGUCGCGCAUGCGCACAACCUGCGGCACUGCCCUUGAACAGUGCAGCCGCCAGACUUGGCAAAUGCAGCUUCUCCCCAUUUGCCAUCUCUGAUAUUCGAUUUAUUGCCACUCACAGCCCUCAUUUGCACAUUCCUUCCCCUCCCCCGCGAGAGUUCGAGCCAGAUGGCAGCCCCAAAGUGUAUCGCCUUACUCAGACCACGUACAACCACAAGUAUGACUGGCAGCGGUGGUAUUUGGCCCCAGUUGGCGUCUUUCACACAGUGUACAAGGGGCAGUUCGCAAGGGAUAGUCCCGCGCAUUAUGCAUGGCUGCUGCAGCAUAACAUGAUAGUGGCGUCUGUGCCGCUACUACUAUUUUCCCUAACUGUCGCCUUCAUGAUAACAACUUUCUCCCUCGUUGGUAUUCGGCCAAAGCGCUUCACGUUGGAAUGGAUGCUUGCAAACAAGGAGAGAGAAAGAGCAGAGAACAGCAAUCCGAUGACCCGCUAUUUAGACAGAAGGCGAAAAGAACGAGGUUCGAACUGGUUGCCGGAGAAGUACUUGUUGACUCAUCCAUUCUUGUCCGUGAAAAGUGAGACUCCAGCUGCUGACGCGGCUGCCAAAGAAUAA